Rotaria sp. Silwood2 is the source of this 252-nucleotide messenger RNA. The record is from the annotation of a GenBank genome assembly. Lineage: Eukaryota; Metazoa; Rotifera; Eurotatoria; Philodinida; Philodinidae.
AUGAUGGCUGAAUAUGCAGCUGCUGAUAUACCUGAAGCAUUUCGUCUUUUAGAUGCUGAUAUUUCAGGUACAAAUGAUAUUGGUGAAUUAGCUGCUUUUAUGCCUGUUAUUUUACCUAAUGGUAAUCCACAUAUGCUCCUUCAUCAUAUCGAUAAAGUUGAUAAAAAUAAUGAUUACAAACUGAAUUUAGCUGAAUUUACUGAUCUCAUUGGUAAAAGUAUCGGGCGAGAUCUUGGACUUGGACGUCUCUAA